This is a messenger RNA of Helobdella robusta, 453 nucleotides long. RefSeq lists its product as hypothetical. Lineage: Eukaryota; Metazoa; Annelida; Clitellata; Rhynchobdellida; Glossiphoniidae. The record is from RefSeq and is a predicted model, not a curated record. The transcript is spliced from 4 exons. Bases 1 to 453 code for a protein of 150 amino acids.
AUGGCUCUUCCAUCAUCAUCCUCAUCAUCUUCUACAUCAUCUUCUCCAUCUUUAUCCCUGACUCAGUUCGAAGGAGGCCAACUUCAGCUGCAGCUCACUAACACCAACUACAUCAACUACUUCAAACACGGGUUCAAGGCCCGCAUAGGAGCGGCAAGGGCACCGAAAGGCGCGAAACUCUGCCACGAGGACUUCUGGCCGUCCUGCACGAACACGUCUGCCAACAAUGACAUCAACGGAGCUCACUUCGAAACAUUCGAAGAAAAAAGCAUUUCUUCAAUUGAUCAGUUCAAAGAUAGCGUUGCUGCAACUAAUGAAGGCAGCAACAAAGAAAAACUUCAAGAAAAAUCUGCAAGAAAGUUCCCGUCAACUGACCUCACUAAAUUGAAGAUCACACAGAAGAAUUUGUUUUACACAACAAAGCCUGCAACUUCAGCCAUGUUUUUGGGGUGA